AUGGGUGACGUCGUUACGAUUCGCACACGAAAGGUGCUUUCCAAUCCUCUCCUUGCCCGCAAACAGAUGGUCGUCGAAGUGAUCCACCCAGGACGAGCUUCAGUAUCCAAGAACGAGAUCCGAGACAAGAUCGCCCACAUCUACAAGACGACCAGCGACCUCGUCAUUGCUUAUGGUUUCCAAUGCCAAUACGGAGGAGGAAGAAGCGCUGGAUUUGCUCUUGUUUAUGACACCAUGGACCUUUGCAAAAAGUUCGAGCCCAAAUAUCGAUUGAUCAAGUACGGAAUCAUCAAGAAGGUCGAGAAGGGUGGACGUAAACAACGCAAGGAACGAAAGAACAGGAUGAAGAAGGUGCGUGGAACCAAAAAGGCCACGGCUGCGACUGCUGGCAAAAAA
This is a messenger RNA of Mesorhabditis belari, 396 nucleotides long. NCBI's taxonomy places the organism in Eukaryota, Metazoa, Nematoda, Chromadorea, Rhabditida, Rhabditidae. The record is from the annotation of a GenBank genome assembly.